ACAAAUGAUUUGGAAACGAAUGCCAUAUCUUUAUUCUUUAGAUAUAGAAUAAUCCAACUUAUUUUAAAUACCUUGUUUAAUGUGUCAUAACUCAGUACUUCUAAGCCACCGUGAUCUUUGAAAUUACAUAAGAUUUCUUUUUUUAGAUAGUGUGGUUUAUUUCUCAAAAUAAACUGAAAAAGCAUUUGAUCUAAUUUUGUUACUGAUCUAGAAAUCCCUUCAGCUUUUGACAAUAAUACCCAUCCCUUUGCAUCCAAAUAUUAAACCUCUAACUAAUUUUAAUUGGGUUAAAAUUUUAAUUAUUCCAUAAAUGUUCAUCUUUACAAAUCAAUUCACUGCCUUAAAGAUUUCAUUUCUGUCUUUUAAAAAACAAAGUGGUGUCGUCUGCAAACUGGCACAAUUGCUUUAAAUAAAAAAACUGUGCUCUAUAGUUUCUAAUGCCUUGUGAAAAUCGAUAAAUAAAAUAAAACUAUUAUCUAAAAAUAUAUUCAUUAUAGUCUACCAUAUCUAGAACCAGUCUAAUGUUUUUACUAAUGUAUUUAAAUCCUUUUUCCAUUCUUUUGGCAAAUAUAAACGCAAACAUUUUUGCAUCAUUGUUUAAUAAACUGAUGGGUCUCCAAUUCUCCAAAUGAAAAUAAUUUUUGUUUAGCUUUGGAAUUAGGGUAAUGACACUUUUUUUAAAGAAGUGGGCAAUUCAGCAAAGCCUCUAUGUACUGACUUUUUCCUUUUCUCAGUCGAAACCUCAGUUGACACCCUUGGACACCCAGAUAAUGAAACACGAUUGAAGACUUCAUUACAUUUGUGUCUUUGAUAUAAAUAACUGUUGAAUAUGACCCAUGCAUUUAUUCUGAUGUGUUUUUGUCUUCUAAUGGGUGUGUUUGGUGAUGAAGUGAAGUCAGUGUCAGUGUUUGAUGGAGGCUCUGUUACUCUACACACUGAUAUUACUGACAUAAAGAGAGUUGAUUUGAUCGAGUGGAGAUUCGAAACGAUCCGCAUCGCCAGAAUCAAGAGAUCAGAUGAUGUCAAUCCAAAAUAUGAUGAUAAUAAUGAGACUCAAAGAUUUUGGCGCAAACUGAAGCUGAACAGUCAGACAGGAGAUCUCAUCAUCACAAACAUCACAUCUGAACACACUGGACUUUAUCAACUACGGGUUGUAAUUCUUAGCGUAGAGACAAUCAAGAGAUUCAAUCUUACAUCUUAUGCUCCUCUCUCCGUUCCUGUCAUUACCAGCGUCAUGUCACAGUGUUCACGUUUACAUUGUGCCUUAUUGUGUUCAGUGAUGAAUGUGAGAGAUGUGAGUCUGUCCUGGUACGAAGGAAACAGUUUAUUGUCCAGAAUCAGUGUAUCUAAUCUCAACAUCAGACUCUCUCUACCUCUGGAGGUGGAUUAUCAGGAUAACAACACAUACAGCUGUGUGGUGAACAAUCACAUCAGCAACCAGACAAAACAUUUCUGCCUUGCUGAUCUCUGUCAACCGUGUUCAGAUGUCGUCCACGCUAGUGAUAGUGCUGAAGCUGUUCUGAUACUGCUGAUGGUCCAGUUGGCUGUCAGUGCUUUGAUGGUUGUUGGUGCUGUUGUGGUUCUGGGUUAUGACAUCAAAUCCAGAUGAGAUGAACAGAAGAGAAAAUCACAAACAUCACCAGCAACAUCUGAUGAAUGAGAUUCUAAAACAACAAUCAAGUUAACAACAUCACUGUUCUU
Molecule: messenger RNA, 1701 nt
Organism: Paramisgurnus dabryanus
Lineage: Eukaryota; Metazoa; Chordata; Actinopteri; Cypriniformes; Cobitidae
Source: RefSeq, a predicted model, not a curated record